Oncorhynchus kisutch (coho salmon) is the source of this 3045-nucleotide messenger RNA. RefSeq lists its product as uncharacterized. The coding region runs from base 1813 to 3045 and encodes 410 amino acids. The transcript has 8 exons. The record is from RefSeq and is a predicted model, not a curated record. NCBI's taxonomy places the organism in Eukaryota, Metazoa, Chordata, Actinopteri, Salmoniformes, Salmonidae.
UGAUAAAUGAGUGACUCUUUGAAAGGGGGUCAUAUAUACAUUGCCUUAUUAAAAAUAAAAAUAAAGCUAUCGUGCUAUAAUCGGCAUAGUUUCUCAGACCAAAUCUUCAUUCUGGUUUAAACAAAGCAAUCUGAUCAUGCUCCAGUAAAAUACACGCUACAGGGAAUAAAAAAAAAAGGCUUCUGCAAAGCACAUAUACAUUGUCCAAUCAACAUCCACACAUUGAUUUCAUUCUUCGGGUCUUUAUUCAAACACAAACACACGUGGAAUAAAAUGAUCUUUCAGUGUGUUGUUGCAGGAUGUGCAAUGUUCGAAAGUGUGUGAGAGAUUAGCAUUAAUGUGUGUGUAUGUGUGUGGGGUCAAGUUUGGACGGUCGUACAUAUGCAAAUAGGCAAGAUUGUACAUUUCAGGUCCAUGGACAGCAGCAAUAUAAGCAUAGCGACAUCUGUCAUUCAGCACCACAUGACAGUAGACAGCGGCCAUCUCAUGUGAAGUUGGCACUGGGGAAAUCCCAUGUAAUGAGAAACGAGGCCUAGGAGGCAAAAAGACUGAAGGAGAAGAGUCCCACAAGAACUCUAUGCUGAACUGUUCUGCCACAUUCAUUUCAAAUGUUACAUCUUUCGAUUUGUAAAUGAUAGGGAAUACAUCUGCAAAUAAUUGAAACUGAUUAUUCAAACUACACUGUACAGCUUUUGUGUGUCUGUGCAUCAUAGGUACAACAGUAAGCAAUUCCGUUCUCAAAUGUCUGUUUAUUGUGAGAAACAAAAGGAAAAACACCUGUUAGACCAUUACAAUGCGGACUGUCAUGCAUUUUUACUAUUACCAACAAGACAACGAAGUGAUACGUGUCAUGGAGACUAAAAACGGAUACUUCCCAAACACCAAAAGUUCCUACGCUGAGCGAUAUUGUUUACUACACUAUUAUUCAUACAAUCCAAGUCAUACGUUUAUUGUCAUUCAUACUCUUAUUUUUAACCGAAUAUCUUUUCAAAAGUGUCCAUUCUGUCAAUUCAGAGCAUGGAAAAAUAUUGGAAUAAUGUGCUUAAGGGGACUGACACUCGUGCCGCACAACAGGAUAACACAACAACCACAUUUUCAAUUGACAAUCAUUGCUUUAAAUGGAUGUGGUCGAUAGAUUUGUAUAGGUGUAGCAGUGUGAUGUUGUUCCCCUAUAUUAUGCACCAAAUUGCACACAGGGACCAAUUCAAAUCGGCCAGGUCAAGAGGGGAUGUUAAUAAUUUGAUAAUAAUACUAAUAAUUCAGUCUAUUUUUUAAAAAUUUAAUUACAGCUGCAUAGCUAAAGUGUACAAACACUUUGUUACAAUGUGGAUAAUAUAAAGAUAUUGUAUAGGCAUAUAUAAACAAUGUAUUUAACUUGGAAACCAAGGUUGGAUUAGUUGGUCUAAGCAACAUGCACCUGGAUAAUCGGGUCAUGAAUCUGGACGGGCUCCUACAUCCUCAUAUACACAUUAUGACAAAAUAAAGAGUUUAAUGUUUCACGAAAUAAAGACAUAGAAGCAUACCCAAUUAUACAGGUUCUACACAUUCCAUUUCUCCAUGGCAAUAGAAUGUAAACAUUCUAUUUUGCGCCAAACAUCCCUACAACUCAAUUCUAAGUGCAGCAUAUUGGAGGACUCCAGCCAUUGAUCAUUCGCGACUUUAAGUCAUUCCUGUUAUCUCUAGAGCAUCUCGUAUAUCUAUAGCGCUGCAUUUCUUCCCCAUCUUACCAUGGAUAGGGUUUGGUGCAUUCCGGAGUUCACUUAUGGUCCCACAAAGGUAAUCUUAGGAGAAAUUAAUUUUAGCAUACCGUAAAUGCCUGUGCAUAAUGUGCAUAACAAAGCAUCAUUAUUUUCAUUAUCUUCAAAGGAUUUCUGUAGAAGCAGCCUUUAUUUCCAGACUCUGCAGGCCUGCUGGGAGGAAACAUAUUACAAUAAACAGAAGAAGCUCAUGGUCCACUAUCUGCUGCUCCAGAGUCAAGGCCAGGUCCCUCCCCAUGUCACCACGGAGCACAUGAGCAACUGGCUGGUGUCUCAGGGCAAAAAAUCUCUUAGGGAGAGGGUGUGGAAGGAAACCCUGGAGGAAGGAAGCGACCUCGCUCGGCUGGCCUGGGAAGUAAACACUUGCCUAAAAAUGAUGAACAUAGAGCACGAGGCUUUCUGCAAGCUCCGCCGCUCCAUGCACCCCACCUCCCCAGCUGACAUCGAUCCGAAGGUCCACAGCAUCGUGGAGAGAGCUGUGAGGAGCAUUCUGGGGGAGCAGUCCAAAGAGCCCAGUAGCAACCUGCUCAGCCCAUCUCAGGUGGUGGUGGAGGUGGUGCCCAGGCUCCUCCUGGCCCUGUGGCUUCAGCCAGAGGAAGGCCAUUCAGAGCACCCAAUCCUAAUAGGUGGGAUGGCCGUGGGCAUGGUGGCGGCCGUAGUGGAGAAGCUCUCCUGCAUGUUAAAGGACCCUUCCCCUCACAUCCCUUUCUCCCGGGCUGCUGCGUUUGACUCUGUGUGGUCGAUCCUCGGGAGAAUCAGUCAGUCCUUCUCCACCGAUGACCUGCAGAGCCCUUUUUAUACGAGCUCUGUUUGUGCCUUUGUGGCGGACGAGGUGCAGAGCUGCUUCCAGCCUCCUGCAGCCCCCCUACCAGUCCCCACUGUCCUCGCGGUGGCCGCUUCCACUACACUACCAGCUGACAUCCAAGCAGAGGCAGACCCGGCUUCUUCCCACCUGAAUGUUGUGGACAUAACCCCUAAUACAGAGGCAGAGCCCAUCUCUUCCCUCUUGGAGGUUGUGGACGUCACACCUGAAGAAAGGACUCUCACAAUGGCCGUCUCCGCCACUCUGCCAGCUGACAUCCAAGCAGGGACACUGGCUGUGAGGAGGAUCCCCUCCCUGUGUGCAGGUACGCUGGACAUUGGGAAGAUUCCCUUCCUCUGCGCAGUGACACUGGCCAUGAGGAGGAUCAACUCCUUUUGUUCAGGGAUGAGGCCUGAUGCUCGGAGGAUCUCCUUCCUCUGUACAGCAACAUCAGCUGCUGUGAUGAACUGCAGACUAAUCAGGUGA